AUUGUUUUCGGAAUGUGUAUGUUUGUUUUUAUUAUUAAGAGAUAAUAAUAUGGAGCAAAGAACAAUAUGAGGCCUCAAUUUGUGUUGUUUGGUUCUUCCAUUGUUCAAUACAGUUUUUAUCAAGGUUGGGGAGCUACUCUUUCUCACUUGUACGCUCGUAAGGCUGAUAUAGUUUUGCGAGGAUAUGCUGGUUGGAAUUCAAGGCGUGCUCUCAAAGUUGUCGAUAAGGUUUUUCCUAAGAAUGCCCCUAAGCAACCAGAAUUGGUGAUUGUGUACUUUGGUGGUAAUGAUUCUACACCUCCACACAAAAGUGGCUAUGGCCCUCAUGUACCAUUAGAUGAAUACAAAGAAAAUAUGAGGAAGAUUGCUCAACAUAUAAAGGGUUUGUCAGAAAAUACUCGAAUUAUAUUUCUCAGUACUCCUCCCAUCGAUGAAGCAAAAAUCAAAGAGAACAUGAAUGAAUUUGGACAACCCAUAAGGACAAAUGAAGAAUGUCGAAAAUAUUCAAAAGCUUGUUUAGAGAUGUGUCUCGAGGAGAAUAUCAAGGCAAUUGAUUUGUGGAAUUUAAUUCAGAGAAAAGAUAACUGGAAAAAUGUUUGCAUCUUUGAUGAUGGAAUUCAUCUAACAGCUAAGGGGAAUGAAAUAGUGUCAAAUGAGAUAUUGAAGGUCCUCAAAGUAGCUGAGUGGAAACCAAGUUUAUAUUGGAUGGAAAUGCCACCUGAAUUUGGAGAAGAUUCAUCAUAUGAUCCAAUUUCUUCCUUUGGAGUGAAAACAAAUAUCUCAAACAUACCUUUUCCCUAUCAUCUACAGUGGGACAACCCUUUUGUCUCAAAGUUAUAAAAUCCUUUGGAAAAUCACAUAAUACUAUGCUUCACUAAAGAGCCUAAGGAAGUAUGCUAUUUUUAGAUUUUAAUUACAUGUUCAAUAAUAAAAUGUGUGAUCAUAUAAUUUGACAUGGGUUUUCACCAUGAAUAGUGUGAACUUUUUCUCUUGAUUGUAAUUGAGCUGUUUUAUUUAGUGAUAGUAAAUGUUUGUGUUUUGUUUUA
Molecule: messenger RNA, 1046 nt
Organism: Cicer arietinum (chickpea)
Lineage: Eukaryota; Viridiplantae; Streptophyta; Magnoliopsida; Fabales; Fabaceae
Product: GDSL esterase/lipase CPRD49-like
Source: RefSeq, a predicted model, not a curated record